CGCAAAGAGGCAGCACACACAGGACUGGACCACAAACAGAGGCUUUAUUUUGCGGUCAGCAUGGCUGUGAACAUGAUGCCAGCUCCCGCCAUGUGGCCGGGGGAGGAACAGCCAUCUCUGCUGGACCAGGAGGGCUGUCUGUCGAGCCAAGCCCCCGUCUCUGUGCCAUGUCCACCAGGCAUGGGCGAACAUCUCAUCCACAGCAGCAGCAGCCCGGUCAGCACACGGCCCCCUCGCAGCAAAUCCAAAGGAGAGCUAGUCAUAGUCAUCAACGAGAAGCUGAAGAACAGUCUAGGUAAUGGGAUACACCCAGCGCCUGCAGAGAGCACCUCUCCAGUCAUCUCCUCUCCUCCCAGAAGGCAACACUCCAUCUCUUACCCUCAUCACGGCAAGACCAGGAAGGGGAGCAGGGCUGGCUCCAUCGGCUACACCUCCUUUUCACCCAGACCGUCGCUCUCUCGCCACUCCAGCAUUGCCACCAACCCACCCUUGGACCGGACCAAGGUUAAAGACUACCUCCUCCUGUCUGUGCUGGCCUGCUUCUGCCCCGUCUGGCCCAUAAACAUUGUGGGAUUUGUCUACUCCAUCAUGUCCAAGAACAGUCUCGAGCAGGGAAACCUGGACGGUGCUGUACGUCUGGGACGUGUGGCCAAGAUGCUCUCCAUGGUAUCACUAGUAGGAGGGACGGUCAUUAUCAUCGCCUGCAUUGUCAACCUGGCCAUAAAUGUGAAAACCUGAGUUUCAUCCCAGGAUGAAACUGGAUAAGGCAACAGACCGUCUGGCCCGCACCUGCACCACCGUCUUUACCGCCUAGUCAUUACCUGGAUGUGUGACAAAUAUGCACCUGAUAUACAGUGCUUACUUAUAUUUCUGUAAUCUAUAUAAAUCCCUUUUGCUAAUGGAAGAAAAUAACAUAUGCAAAUGCAGCUGCUCUGAGUCGGGGUUGGGGGAUGGGGGGAGUUAACAGUCUGAUGUUAGAUGGAGAAGGGAGUUGGCAGUCAGACUAAUCAGUCCCUUCGUAUUCUGGUCAACGCAUUCAGAACGAUUCUUGAGAAAGAAUCUUCAAGAAUCCCAUCUCCACCUGCAGAAAUGACUCAAACAAGGUGGAUUAGAAAAGAGACCAGUGGAGGCUGGUUACAGAAUGUGAAACAGGAAGCAUUGCCUCCCAGCUUCAGCGCCCACAUGCAAGUACCAACAAAAUGUCCACCAAGCCCAUCCUUCACUGCACUGACGACAGGAUGCAUCAGAGUUUCAGCCUGCCGUUAAAUCCCCCCUGAUAACGUGGAGAGGCUCUGGGGUUUUGUGUUGCAUCAGUCACAGAGCAGAAAUUCAUCCGUUUCCCUCACAGAGAAGGAACACUUCCAGUCACAGCACAUCCUCUUGUUUCAGACUGUCCUCUGUGGUUCCCAUGACUCCUGCCAUACAUCUUGUGUUCGAGAAGUGAGCACGCGGGUGGCAAAAACGGAUGAAAAAGAGGCUUACCAAGGACUAGCUAUGGGUGCUAAAAUGGAUGGGAUUAUGGAAAGUCUCACACAGAAGGUACCGUCAUCACUGCAAGGAAAAAUAUGUGCCAAAAAAAAGAAUUAGUGGGGAAAGUUUCUGGCUUUGUAAAGACCCAACUCUGAUCACAGAAUAGUUGUUGUAGAGAGGAACAUCAGAAGUGUUUUUACCCUGCUGCAACUUUACUAUAUAUCCACUCAACACCACUGAGCACUGUGAGCUGGGGAAAGGGUACAUGUUCACAAAAAAAAACCCCAUCACUGUAGCAAGGUACUUAAAAUAUUCAUUUUACAGCGAAGCCAAUCAUGCCACGUUAUCUGUAACCUAUCUUUUGAUAAUGUUUGUAAAAGAUCAUUUUGAAGCAGAAGAAGAUUUGUAAUGUGAUGCUCCUCAAGUGCCGCGCUGCAGCUGACAGAUGAUGGUAGUAUUGUAUUCAUAUGGGGCAUCGCGAUUUGGUUAACAAAUUAAAUAGCUUGUGAUUGCAGUCAGUGUUGUGGCUCUAGCCUCAACCUGCAUCCACAAGUCAGCUGUACUUUCAAACCAGACAGAUGGUGGCACUUUUUGUCCCCUUGAAAAACUUAAAAUAGUUGAUUUUUACUUAACUGAGUAUAAUAUGCUAAUAUAUGCCCAUUUUGUUGUGAAUCACAGUAGGUUGAUCUUUUGGUGGAUUAUUUGUAAAACACUGGUUCAGACAUGGUUUUAUGGAUGAGAGACAUGAGUAGCAUUGUGGUAGCAGUGCAGUGGAGAAGUAAUUUUAAAAUCUGUCUUAUUAUAUUAUUCUUAUAACUAUUAUUAUUAUUAUUAUUAUAUCUCCUGUGUAUCCUUACCUAACCUCUAAUCUUUAUCUACCUGUGAUUUUCACUGUGAUCUAAAACAACCAGGAUUCAUCAAGAAUGCAUAAAUUUCUCCUUAUUUUAAUGUAUCCCAGAUUUUGAAUCAUGUACAGGAAAUGCCACGACUUCAAUUAAUUUAAUUAAUUUUCCGUCAUGGUUAAUAUGGCUUUUUUUUUUCUUCCUUUGUUAGUACUUGAUAUGUAAAUUUGAUUGUUAUCAACAGUUGAUGUAUUCUGCAGAUAUAAAUCUCAAUAUUGUGAUAAUUCUCUAGGUGAUAUGAGUUAGCAUUAAGUAGUUAUGAUCUAACGUAGGCACAGAAACUGUCGGCUAGCCUCCUCUGACAGUCAUUGUAUUACCACCGGGCUUCUAUAAUCUUUGUGGUUAUUGGCAUGUUAUUAAUGUAUGAUGAUAGAAGAAAAAUACAAAGAUAAGCUGGCACUUGGAAUAUUAUACUUCUGCAGCACAUUCAUAAUAAAG
Messenger RNA from Toxotes jaculatrix (banded archerfish), 2810 nucleotides. RefSeq names its product proline-rich transmembrane protein 2 (gene prrt2). The record is from RefSeq and is a predicted model, not a curated record. Lineage: Eukaryota; Metazoa; Chordata; Actinopteri; Toxotidae. Bases 61 to 738 code for a protein of 225 amino acids. The transcript is spliced from 4 exons. Gene Ontology annotation, cellular component: membrane.